Messenger RNA from Mesoplodon densirostris (Blainville's beaked whale), 2037 nucleotides. RefSeq lists its product as uncharacterized. Lineage: Eukaryota; Metazoa; Chordata; Mammalia; Artiodactyla; Ziphiidae. The record is from RefSeq and is a predicted model, not a curated record.
AUGGAGGACAAGGCAGAGCCUAAGGUCCUGGAGUGGGGAAGACAGAGACUAGUAAUAAGUAAAGCUGUUGGAGAGAUCUUGACACCAUGGUGGGAGAAUUAAGACCAGGUGAGAGUACAAGACCAGGUGAGAGUUGAGAAUAGAGCUGAAAGUCAGAAACUAUGGAAGAGAAAUCAGAGGGAUGCUGGAGGUGAGAAUCUUCCUGAAACCCAGGCACGAAGAGGAGAGAAACAGGAACAGUUAAGAUGUAAAAUUGAUGCAGAGACCCAAACGCCAAUGUGGGAGACCCAGGAUAGGAGUAGGAAUAAGGAUGCUAUAGAGAUCCAGUCUUUUGAGAAGAAUAAGAAAGAAGCCAGAGGAGAGGAUGAAGGAGAGACCCAGGCCCAAGGGUUGAGGAAGUGGGGCCAGACUGGAACUGAGAAUGGUGGGGAGACCCAGCUGCCAGGGUGGGGAAAACAAGACCAGAUUAAAGGUGAUACUAGUAUAGAAAUUCAGGCAGAAGAGAGGAGAAGAAAGGGCCAGGUUGGAGGUGAGAAUGCUGUGCAAAUCCAGAUAUCUGGGAGGGAGAACUUGGGGGAAGUGAAAAAAGAGGAUGGCCUAGAGACCCAAGCCCUGGGGUGGGGAAAACAGGAAUGCGUUCAAAGUGAGAAUGUUACAGAGAUCCAGAUACCAGGGUGGGAGAUGCAGGAUCAAAACGGAAGUGAGAAAGCUGGGAAGGUCCAAGUAUUUAGGGUAGAGAUCCAGAAACAACUAAGACAUGAACUUCAAGUGGGGUGGGGAAAUCAAGGCCUGGAAAGAGGCGAGGAUUCUGGGGAAAGCCAGAUAUUUAGAAGGAAGAAUCUCAGGGAGAUAAGAGAGGAGGAUUGGGUGGUGAUCCAGGCACAAUUUUGGGGAGACCAGAAACCAGUAGCAAGUGAAAUUGGCAGAGAAUUCAAGAUACCAUGUUGGGGGAAUCAGGACCAGAUUGGAGGUGAACACAGAGCAGAAAUUCAGGCACUGGAGAAGAGAGACCAGAGAAAGAACGGAGAUGAAGAUGGUGCAAAUAUCCUGGCACCUGAGGCAGAGAACCAGAGACAAUUAAGAGGUGUAACUCAUGUAGAGACCCAUCUACCAGGAAGGAGGAACCAGGAGCAGUUUGUUGAUGAGAAUAGUACAGACAUCCAGGCAACAGGGAAGAGAAACCUGAGAGGCAUUAAAGGUGAACAUGGUAAAGAGACUCAGGAACUUGGGGAAGAAAACCAGCAUCAGUUAAACAGUGAAAUUAAUGGAAGGAUUCACAUACCAAAGUGGAAAAAUCAGGAACACAUUAGAGGCAAGGAUGGUGCAAAUACCCAGGCACCUGAGGCAGAGAAUUGGGGAGAAUUAGCAAGUAAAAUUGAUGUAGAAACUCAUUCAGCAGAAUGGAAGAAAGAGGAGCAGAUGGGAGGUGAGAAUGGUGCAGAAAUUCCAGCUCCAGAGAAGAGAAAACAGAGAGAGGCUGGAGCUGAGAAUGGUACAGAGACCUGGGCACCUGGGGAAGAAAACCAGAGUCAGUUAAGAGGUGACACUGAUGGAAAGACUCAUUUGUCAGAUGAGAAGAACCAGGAGCAGAUGGGAGGUGAGAAUGAAACAGAAAUUCAGGCACCAGAGAAGAGACCCCAGAGAGAAGCUGGAGGUGAGGAUGGUACAGAGACCGAGAGACCUGAGAGACAGAAUGAGGGACAGUUAGGUGGUGAAAUUGGAGAGAGCCACUCACCAGGGAGAAGGAACUGUGAGCAGACUAGAGGAAUGAAUGAUGCAGAAAAUCCAACACUGGAGAAGAAAAGCCAGAGAGAGUUUGGAAGCGAGGAUGGUAGAAAGAUCCAGAGACUUAGGGGAGGGAAGCAAAGACUGUUAAAAAGUAAGAUUAAUGGAAAUGUCUGUACAUCAGAGUGGAAGAACCAGGAACAGACUGGAGAUGAGAAUGGUGCAGAAUUUCAAAUCCAAGAGAAGAGAAACCUGAGAGGGACCACAGGUGAUGAUGAUAAAGAGACCCAGGCUCCUGCGGGGGGAUUAUAA